AUGUCAUCCUCCAGUGAAAAGCAGGCAGAAAACACACAAGCAUGCAUCACCCCUGGCAACCCAGUCUUCUCCUGCACAUUCAAUCCAUCCUUCAAAGGUCCAACUCCGACCCCCUGGUCCAAGCCCCAGAACGCCCUGUACAGGACCACCUCUGCGGAAUAUGGCCUGUACCCUCCGUGCGCUGAAACCACUGCGUGUACUUUCCACCCGAGAACCCAAAAAUUCACCAAACAUUUGAGCAGGAGCGGCAUGUACCGAGACACCUGCUUCAACACCACGGUGGACCGCAGCAGAGUGUACGACUGUCCCAAUUUACAACACACUAUCUGA
Messenger RNA from Entelurus aequoreus (snake pipefish), 330 nucleotides. Its product is annotated as piercer of microtubule wall 2 protein-like. The record is from RefSeq and is a predicted model, not a curated record. The coding region runs from base 1 to 330 and encodes 109 amino acids. The transcript has a single exon. Gene Ontology annotation, cellular component: axonemal microtubule. Lineage: Eukaryota; Metazoa; Chordata; Actinopteri; Syngnathiformes; Syngnathidae. Gene Ontology annotation, biological process: axoneme assembly.